CAGAGGGGUUGGGCCCAGGCGAAUACCCUGUCGCUGCUGCAGCGGAGGCCGAGGCCGGGACCUGAGCCGGGCAGGGAGUGCCGGUCGCCGAGGAGCAGGAGGCGAGGUCCGCCGGAGCUUCAAGCCCCCGCCGCUCUACCGCGCGGUGACCCCGCGCCCAGACGCCGUCCGACCCGUGGUUGUUCCCGAGGCGGUUGGUGGGGGCGCGGCGGCGGCGGCGGCGGCGGCGGUUGGGGGUGGGGAGAGGCGCGGCGAGGAGACGAGAGGUCAGCGAGUUUGAGGGAGGAUCGCGAGCCGUGCAGCCGUCAUGUCCGAGGACUCGAGCGCCCUGCCCUGGUCCAUCAACCGGGACGAUUACGAGCUGCAGGAGGUGAUCGGGAGUGGAGCAACGGCUGUGGUCCAAGCAGCAUAUUGUGCCCCUAAGAAGGAGAAAGUGGCAAUCAAACGGAUAAACCUUGAGAAAUGUCAAACUAGCAUGGAUGAACUCCUGAAAGAAAUUCAAGCCAUGAGUCAGUGCCAUCAUCCUAAUAUUGUGUCUUACUACACGUCUUUUGUGGUAAAAGAUGAACUGUGGCUAGUCAUGAAGCUGCUAAGUGGAGGUUCUGUUCUAGACAUUAUUAAGUACAUUGUGGCAAAGGGGGAGCACAAAAGUGGAGUCCUAGAUGAACCUACCAUUGCUACAAUACUCAAAGAAGUGCUGGAAGGGUUGGAAUACCUGCAUAAAAAUGGACAGAUUCACAGAGAUGUGAAAGCUGGAAAUAUUCUUCUUGGAGAAGAUGGCUCAGUACAGAUUGCAGACUUUGGAGUUAGUGCUUUUUUAGCAACUGGUGGUGAUAUUACCCGAAAUAAAGUGAGAAAGACCUUUGUUGGAACUCCUUGCUGGAUGGCACCUGAAGUUAUGGAACAGGUCCGAGGCUAUGAUUUCAAAGCUGACAUCUGGAGUUUUGGGAUCACAGCAAUUGAACUGGCUACAGGGGCAGCUCCUUACCAUAAGUAUCCACCAAUGAAGGUUUUAAUGCUGACACUACAAAAUGAUCCUCCUUCUUUGGAAACUGGUGUUCAAGACAAAGAAAUGCUGAAAAAAUAUGGAAAAUCAUUUAGGAAAAUGAUUUCAUUGUGCCUUCAAAAGGAUCCAGAAAAAAGACCAACAGCAGCAGAACUGUUAAGGCACAAAUUUUUCCAAAAAGCAAAGAAUAAAGAAUUUCUUCAAGAAAAAAUACUGCAGAGAGCACCAACUAUUUCUGAAAGAGCUAAGAAGGUUCGGAGAGUACCAGGUUCCAGUGGCCGCCUUCAUAAGACAGAAGAUGGCGGCUGGGAGUGGAGUGAUGACGAAUUUGAUGAAGAAAGUGAGGAAGGGAAAGCAGCAAUUUCACAACUCAGGUCUCCCCGAGUGAAAGAACCAUUAUCAAAUUCUGAGCUGUUUCCAGCAACUGAUCCCGUGGGUACUUUACUCCAAGUUCCAGAACAGAUUACUGCUCAUCUACCUCACCCAGCUGGGCACAUGCCUGCACAGCCAACUCAAGUCUCUCCCCCACCCCCAGCAGAGCCAGCAAAAACAGCUCAGGCUCUGCCUUCAGGAGCAGGCUCACAAGAAACCAAGAUCCCAAUCAGCCUAGUACUCAGAUUAAGGAAUUCAAAAAAAGAACUAAAUGAUAUUCGAUUCGAGUUUACUCCUGGGAGAGAUACAGCGGAGGGUGUAUCUCAGGAACUCAUUUCUGCUGGCCUUGUCGAUGGAAGGGAUUUAGUAAUAGUGGCAGCGAAUUUGCAGAAAAUUGUGGAAGAACCUCAGUCAAAUCGAUCUGUCACUUUCAAACUGGCAUCUGGUGUCGAAGGCUCGGAUAUUCCUGAUGAUGGUAAACUAAUAGGAUUUGCCCAGCUCAGCAUCAGCUAAACCACAGCCCUGAAAGAGGCGGCCUAAGGAGAUUCCACACAUGCGUAUCUCUGUUGCUUCUGUUGGCCUAAACCCACUACUGCCAAAGAACCCAGCAACAAACCUCCCGGCUAGGAGCUUUAGAGGUCUUUCUUUAUGUUCUUCCUGCCAUCAUUCCCCCCUUUUCCCACAGGGAAAGAAAAGUUGGAUCACCAGUGGCCAGCAUCCCUUUAAAGAGUUCCGUUAGUAAACUUACUGCGCAUGUCCCCUGUCUUUCUCCAGCUGAGAAGGGGACUGUGCCUCAAGGCUCAGGAGGGAGAUCUGGCAGCUCAUCUUGCCUUAUACUCCAAUGAUGGCGCUGGGUGGAAAGUAGCAGCUAUAUUGGGCUUCUUCAUCCUGCCUGUUCUCCCACACCUGACAGGAUGUGGGCAACUUGGGAUAUAUCUUCACCACUGAAGUAGCAAUUAAAAGUUGAUUGUUUAUCUGGAGCCCAGAGAAUUUAAUUUAGUAAUUUUUUUUUUUUUUUAAUCUGAUGUGAAUUCUAGCAACCUUUGUUAGGAAAAAGCACAGCCUCAGAAAGAGGCAGCCUAAACUGUGUUAUUGUUUUGUUCAUGUUUCUAAGCGUUUUGCUAAAGCUGCUCUCAGGCACCCCUCUUCAUCACUCCCUCCAGAAAGGGUUGCUAGCCUUAACUUCAGCUGGUGCAAAACAUCCGACUGUAGUCGAACUUCAGCCAUCAGAUCCUAAAAAGUGGAACUUUGGACUGUUUUUAGCUAAAACAUCAAGUAAUGGCUUGUAAAAGUGAAUUUCCCCAGCAGUGGUUUUGAACAGGAAGAAUCAUAACUCAUAUCAUUGUGGAAGUAUUUAUUUUCAAAUCUUAAAAAAUUCAGUUGAAGAAAAACUGCUCCUCAAUCCUCCCAUGAAAAUUUGCCUGGCCUCCACGUCAUAAGGAAACGCAAGGCUGAGCUUUCUACAGCAAUAAAGGAGACUCACCAGGCCAGCGAGGCCUGCCUUCCGGCCCUCUCCUGCACUGACCCUUUGGAGGGGCUCCACACUUCUGUGCGCUGAACCUGACCCAGGAUGGAAAGUGAAACCACAUGUGCCGAGACUUUUAGGAUUUAUGAGUAGACAGUGUUCAUUUGAUUUUCUAUAGAAAUAAUAUAAAUUAUUCUUUAGGUUUAAAAACGAGCACUCAUAAUGCAAUAUGUGAGUAAUCGGUGGGGCCGAUUUUCUUUCCUACUGUUUCAGUCAACCUCUGUCUAACUGCAAGUAGCCCUAACAGUUUUUGUCUAAGAAAGGGACACUCAAUCUGGCCUUAAAACGACAUAUGAAGAUGGGCUUUGGCACCAUGGAAAGGGGAGAGCUGCCUCUUACAGAAUCACGCAAGCCCUUUCCAGUACCGUUGGUCUGUGAAUAACAAGAUUGCUUCACCUAGUUGUCUCUUGGAAUAUCUCUGGAAGCUUUCCCCACAACUGAGUUAUCGCAGCUCUUGUUUGGUUCUGAGCUUGUUGUUUUAGUCAUGGGCUUCCUUUCCCUGCCCUGGGUGCAGAGGCAUACUGGGGAAGGAGUGGAUGUUGGGGAGAAGGAUGGGAUGGGUUUGGAGUGGCCGUUGGGAGGAAGGUAGAUGAGAGGAUCAGACACCAAAGUCCAGGGUCCCAGCAGGACUGGUAAAAAGUGGGAGGCCUGCCAAGCCUAGAGAGGGAAAAGAUUGAUCAGUUUGCUGGAAAAAUACUUAGCUUUUCUUUUUCUUUUUUUUUUUUUUCUUUUUUCUUUUUCUUUUUUUUUUAGAGGGAUGGGAAUAACAUAUGAAAAGGAGAUAGUGUCCCUUUGGCACAAGGCUAGUGGCUUACCUUUGAGUCUGUAUUUUUGUCUCAAUCAAGCCAUCAUCAUCUACUUACUGAUAAAUCCAGAGGGUGGUGGCCUCACUCUGUUCUAGCACUCUGUUUGGAAGUAGUCUGGAGCCCAGGCAGGAGGUGAGCAGUAGCCCAUUGCCGUGUUCAGUUUCCCCAGCCAGCCAUGACUUUUAAACUGCAGUGGGACAAGCAUGCCAAUAGAAGUGGGCUAGGGCUUUCUCUUUCUUUUCAGUUCAUUUUUUUCCCUGCUGGGAAUUAGGAGCCAGACACCAAGACCCAGGACAGUGUUAUUUCUUCUGCAUGAUGUAUGGUGGACUCCCUUUGCUGACUUUCACAGCGAUGCUGAGAGAAUACAUGAACAGAAACUUCCCAGGUUGGACAGCACGCGACCUAGUGAGUGACCUUGCUCCUUUCAAGGAGCAGUGGUCUAGGGUACACCUCUGUCUCUAGGUCUUUAGGAUCCCUUGGUCCCUGGGGGUAGGGACUAAUUUAGCACAAGGUAACAUGUGCCAAUGCUGUUUGUGAAAUGUAUGGUCUUAUUCGAAAUGACUAAUGGAUUUAUUUGGGUUUUUUGCUUAGGUUUUGAACCAAAUCCUAGAGCCAGCUGAUACUAUUUAAUAAUCUGAGGAUAGAAUAAUGGUGUAUCAAUAAAUGGAGGUUCCUCCUUAUGACGUAUGCUAGAUUAUGGAAGAUGUAAAAUAUUUGACCUUCCCUUCUCCCUUUUUUUGACUUUGUAUUUUGCUGCAUGUUUCCUUCAUUUUUAAUCAAUAAAGAGUAAAUUGUCUGUGGCGGUGUAAGGAUUCUUUACUUCAGUGCUUGCUGGUGGGGAGCGUGAGGAGUGGGUCAGGGAGUCACUACUAACUUAAUUUUUCACACAAAUGGGAAAAGUGCACAUAAGCUAAAAAAAUGUGUGUAUUGACCUACAAAUUAUCUAGGACAGCUGAAAAUCAUUGUACAAAUGGGGAAACUAAAAUCUCAAAAGGGAGAGAGAAGAUAUGGCCAGGGAAAUUUCAUAGCAUGGGGCACAAAACUUGUACUGUUGUUUCUGUUUGAUUCUGCUUAUGCAGUUGGAUAGGGUAAAGAGGCCACAUUCAAGGCCUUGUGAGUCCAUUUUGGAAAAUUGAGAGCAGGGCUGAGCUUGUCGCUGUUUGACUUUGCUAUUGAAAUGGUGGGAUUACAUGUGAGAGUCUAGGCUCCUCUGUAUUCUUCCACCUCCCAUGUAAGUAAUCUUGAUCAUAAUACUUUCUCCACAGAAGGGUCCUUCUGGGACAGGACUGCUUGUGGAUUCUUGUAAUUCAGAGCUCAGGCACUGACAGGAUUGUAUCUGAGUGAUUUUGCUCUCAAGAUAAGCAGGUUGUAAAAGUGGACUCUGAGGCACCUGGAUGGCUAAUGAUCUCAUUCACCUUAAUUAAGUGAGUUUAAAUUAUGACUCACUUUUUCUUCUCAGAGCAGAUUGUAAAUAAUAGCACAGAAUUUCAGUUGGCUUAGAUAAAAUUGUUUGAUUAAUUAAAAGUUUGACUGAUGUUCCUUUUGUGUGAAAUAUACUUAGCAGUUCAAAGUGAAAAAAAAUCUAAUCCUGGAAAGGAUUGUCAUCAUAGAACUUGAAAGAAAUAUUGACUUGGGGGCGCCUGGGUAGCUCAGUGGAUUAAGCUUCUGCCUU
This is a messenger RNA of Enhydra lutris kenyoni (northern sea otter), 5381 nucleotides long. RefSeq names its product oxidative stress responsive 1 (gene OXSR1). Bases 308 to 1891 code for a protein of 527 amino acids. The transcript has 18 exons. NCBI's taxonomy places the organism in Eukaryota, Metazoa, Chordata, Mammalia, Carnivora, Mustelidae. Gene Ontology annotation, biological process: protein phosphorylation. The record is from RefSeq and is a predicted model, not a curated record. Gene Ontology annotation, molecular function: protein serine/threonine kinase activity; ATP binding.